CCCCCACCAGUGUGACGGCGGCACGGCUCAUAUUCAGUAGACUCGGCCAUUUCUCUCGCGAAGCGUAGCAACUCGUUCGGCCGCGACAUUUUUUUUUCCGACAAACCGUGCGGGUAUACCCGGAAACUUUGCAAAAUAACGCGACGCAAAAGGAUGAUACACUCCGGGCGGACCAGGCUCGAGAAAAAAGUAAGUCGCGUGGGCGUAGGAGGAGGGGGCCAGGUCGGGCAAGGGGUACAAGCGGUCGAGGAAUCCGGCGCAAGCGGUCAAUGGUGGAGGCAACAGCAUCCAUCGUAUCAUCAUCAUCACCAUCAUCAUCAUCAUCAUCACCAACAUCAUCACCAUUAUCAUCAUCAGGCCGGUUAUUACACGUCGCAAUCGCAUACUCACAACAAUCCUGUCACUACCAUGAAGCAGUCUUACAUGCAGCUAACAUGGGUGUUUCAUGACGACGAGGCGCAGAUUAAUAAGAAACUGCCAAAAGAAUUGCUGCUUAGAAUCCUCUCGUAUCUCGACGUGGUGUCACUAUGCCGAUGCGCGCAAGUAAGCAAAGCCUGGAACGUGUUGGCGCUAGAUGGAUCCAAUUGGCAGAGAAUCGAUCUGUUCGAUUUCCAACGAGACGUGGAGGGACCAGUUAUAGAAAAUAUCUCGAGACGAUGCGGCGGUUUCCUGAGACAGCUGUCUCUCAGGGGAUGCCAGAGCAUCGGGAACAAUUCCAUGAGAACGUUGGCUCAAUCGUGCCCGAACAUCGAGGAACUGAACCUGAGCCAGUGUAAAAAGAUCUCAGACGCCACCUGCGCUGCACUCAGCAGUCACUGUCCUAAACUCCAACGACUGAACUUGGACUCGUGUCCCGAGAUAACGGACAUUUCCCUGAAGGAUCUCUCGGACGGCUGUCCCCUUCUCACUCACAUCAACCUGUCCUGGUGUGAGUUACUUACCGACAACGGAGUCGAAGCGCUGGCGAGAGGUUGCCGGGAACUACGUAGCUUUCUCUGCAAGGGAUGCCGUCAGUUGACAGACAGGGCUGUCAAAUGUCUAGCACGUCACUGCCCCAAUUUGGAGGCGAUCAAUCUACACGAAUGCAGGAAUAUAACAGACGACGCGGUUCGAGAACUCAGCGAACGAUGUCCACGAUUGCAUUACGUCUGUCUGUCGAAUUGUCCGAAUUUAACGGACGCAUCUCUGGUCACCCUGGCGCAACACUGUCCGCUCCUUAGCGUGCUCGAAUGCGUGGCUUGCACUCAUUUCACCGACGCGGGAUUUCAGGCCCUCGCGAAAAAUUGCAGACUGCUCGAGAAGAUGGACCUGGAAGAGUGCCUUUUAAUAACAGACGCCACCCUUAUUCAUCUAGCCAUGGGAUGUCCAAGGUUGGAGAAACUGAGCCUGUCGCACUGCGAACUGAUCACCGACGAGGGCAUCCGGCAAUUGGCUCUUUCGCCGUGUGCGGCCGAACAUCUGGCGGUGCUGGAAUUGGACAACUGCCCCCUCAUCACAGAUGCCAGUCUCGAUCACCUUCUACAGGCCUGCCACAAUCUCGAGCGCAUCGAGCUUUACGACUGUCAACUGAUCACCAGAGCUGGCAUACGUAGACUCAGAGCUCAUUUGCCUAACAUCAAAGUUCACGCGUAUUUCGCGCCCGUAACACCUCCGCCGAGCGCAGGUGCAUCACGGCAACGAUACUGCCGAUGCUGUGUCAUUCUGUGAUUCCGCAUGCACACGUGACUUUGAUGCAAAUCGUCCGAUGUACCACAAUACCGGUGGACCUUUCAGUGAUCGCUGGUUGCGGCAAUCGUGGGACCUUCUGUUCCGGUGACCAGAAGACCAGACCCUGUGGACUGUGGGUCGGCUGUCGUCGACAACAGUGAGAACGAGCCUCAUCGUGAAUCGCGACUCCUUCGAUAACCAUUCGACUUACAACACGCAACGAGUACAACAACAGUACGUCACACCGUCGUCUACACAUUAACACACAGACACAUAAACAGCCACAGCUGCUACUGCAAUCACUAUUAUCGUGUCGUUGCUACUCAACUACUACUACUACUACUACUACCGCUACUGCUAUACAGUAACCGUUAUCGCCGCUGUUCAACGCUGUUGCGGCAUCGUGAUCAACGUUUCUACCGUAACCACGUUCGUUUUGGUAGCACACGCAUUCGCUAAUGUCGCCAUUGUUUCAUCAUCGUGCGUCGAGAAUUCUACGAAGGAAAGAAAUUCCUGGGUUUCGCCCUCAUUUUCGUUCAUCGUCCGAAACAAAACGACGACGUAUCUUUCGACGCGAUCAUGCUUCGCUCCUACGGGCCAACACGAUCAAAACGUGCCGAUCGCGAGCCCGAAUUUCUCGCGGUUGAAUGUUCCACGUGAAAAAAAAAAGAAAGAAUACACAGAUGAUAAGCAUAUAUACAUAUAUAUAUUAUAUAUACAUAUAUUUUUUUAGUACGAUACAUUCUCUCUUCUGCUAAACAUAAUCGUCGAAGAGAAAAACGCGCGAUCCGUACCGAACGAUGACGGCACACAACAUGCGUCCAAUGGUCACACAUUUGUUCGGAUUUCAAAGAAAACCAAGGGGUAAUACGUACACCGCCCUUAUUCUAUUCUAGACACUCAAUUUCUAUCGAACUUUCGUGUGUGCUGUGUAUAUACGUGUGCGUAUGUCUGUUUCUGUAGCAGUUUCUCAACGAACACUGCCUAUUAUAACGUUAUUGAUAAAACAAAGGAAACGGAAAAUGUCCAAGAAAAAACGAAAAAAAAAAAAGUUAAAAAAAAGAAAAAAAAUUGAAAAACAUAUAUAAACAGGAUAAAGAAACUAGUGAACAGAAUAAGAGAUACCUCGAGACGUUAAAACCGUAGAGACGUACCGUCGUUCGUUUUUUUCUUUUAAACACAAAUUCUACGUGUCUUCGAUUGGAAAUUUCAUUCGAUCGUUUCCUCCCCCGCGUAUCCGCGAGACGAAUUUCGCGUGACAUCGCGACACCUAUGAAUUUCUUUCCAUUCGCGUGAAUCUGUGACGUCGCGGCCAACAACACUUACCCAGAACGGAAGCUAGAACACGAGGAAGAAUCCAGCAGGGUUUUCGUUGAUCGUUGACUUUUCAACGAUCCCGAGAGGGAAAGAGAAAAUGAGAGAGAAAGAGAGACAGGGACACGACAGAGGCUGCGUCUGUCGUGUUUGAAUUUCGCGUUUAAUUGUUGCUAGCGUUUUACGAUGGCACAUUUCAGAUGCAUUUUACGAGGAUCCGCGGACAAUAAUGGCCAUAAGAUUGUCCGCGGUUCGACAAUUUUAUCGAGCCUCAAAAACCGUAUCGUAUUUCUCCUUCACAGUCCCGGACAUCUAUCGAUAUUUAUACAUAUAUUUCUCUUUGUUUUUCCUCCUGUUUCUUUCUAUUUUUCUUUUCCAUUGUUUUUCUUUCCUUUUUAACUCAUCAUGGACUAGGAGAGCACAGACUGACAAAACGAAUCAAAUCGUUGAUACGUUGAAACCGAUUCACUUUGGAGGCCGGCGAUCGGAUUCGCCGGCCUCGAACUUUACUUUUUAAGCCUAGCUUACGGAAUGAUGGCGGUACGAGAACCGGCGAACGUAAUCCAGAAACGCGGAAUCGACGAUCUUCGGAUGCUCGUUUCGCGAUCGGGUAUUCGACACGCUCCGUGAUUAGGUGAUUACUGGCGUCGGGCGUUCGAUACUUUUUCUUGUAAAUUUUCGAGCUGUUCGAUCGUUUCGAACUACGAAUCGCUUCGAUGACUGUCCGAAAUCUUACAUUCUUGAAACUUUUCAAAGAUUUAUGUUAUAACCAACUAGUCCUAAUAAAUGCAAUAAUUUGCUAGCCUUCAGACUCUGUUAUUUCAAUUUUAAUAGAUAUCCAAGUCUUGAAAGCUAAGUACCCGAAAGCUUCGAAAAAUGUCUAAUUUCGAAUGGCAAUCGAAGCAAAUCGAACCGAUUUACUAGCCCAUCGCCAGUGACUAGGUUGUCUCGUCGACAACGCGAAGAAACACAUUUGUACCCUGGCCCUCGAAACGGGUGUUGAUACGAUAUGCACAAACGCAGAAAGGGACAGACGAGCGAACGGUGCUCGGAACAUCAUGGAUACUUGGCCUCGUGAUUAAUUUGAUUGUUCGGAUAAACGUGCGAGAGAAUAAGUUUUUGGAGCGGGAUGACAAAGCGUAUAAUAAUUGUGCGAAGAGUAAGAGGAAACGCGAAGAGCAGAGAAAAGAAUCCUUUGACCGUGAGAAAGUUCUCAUGACGGAACGUUCGGGUUCGUGAUCGACGUUUUUAAAUUUGUUUUUGCUAAAUGGAAUCGUCGCGUCGAUUGUUGUGCACGCACGUAUAUGUUUUCUUGCCGUGGCCAGGAUACUCGACUAGGAAAGAAGGAAGCAUGAAUUUUUCAACGAUAACGAGUAUUUUUAAACGGAUACAAAAACACGAUCCAUCCGAAGGGUGCGAAAUUGAAUUGGCUCGCGCGAAAGCACCCCCGUUUCCCUCCUUCCCGUUGUUUCGACAAUUUCAAGAGCCAGUCAGUGUGAUUGGCAUCGAUGAAUGGUAUCGAUCGUUGAUCCUUGCUGACGCGUAAGAAACGUACACCGCGUUAUAUGUGUAUUGAAUAUAUAGCGUGUAAACGGAAUACCGGAUGAAGCAACUAGAUAUAUGAAUAUAUUAUAUAUAUAUAUAUAUUAAUAUGAAGUAUAUAUUAACAAAAAAGAGAAAAAAAAAUCGUAAAAAAUACUAAAUAUAUAGAUAAGAUAUGUUUUAUACGCUGCAUGUCAUCCUUAGAAGGAUUAACGUGAUCAUCGUAACGUGUCGUUCGAAGUCAAGGUUUUAUCCUUUUCUUUUACUUUUUUUUUUGUUUUUCUUAGCGAUUAAGCGAUGCUCGUUACGUGCACGAUGUGUAAUCGUCAGCGCAAGGGAAUCAGCAGGUGUAAUAGAUCAGAUUUAACUUAGGCAGACGGACAAAAAAAAGAACAAUUUCGCCACUUUAUCCGCACUCGUGUGAUACGGUUACUGACCUCGCCAGGGUCUCGCCGAGGAAUCUGUUUCCGUUCUUUCGUUCGCGUUCUUCCUUGGAAUUUUCGUUGUUUAACUAUUUGCAGCUUCGAGAACGAAGCAAUUCACCAUUUAGAUCGCAAAUGGUUAAUACGCUGAACAGACGAAAGUGAUCGAAUGCACGAUUGUCGGGUUCGUUUAAGUUCGGCUGAAAAUAUAAAGUCAAUCGCAGUGCCUGAAUCGCCGCAAAAAUUGUAAUAUAUACGUAGUCGAAAUUCCACGGGUAAUCGCAGUGUGGCGGAGGAUGUACAAGAUUUAGACGAACCAGAAGAAAAUGAAAGAAAGUAGUAAAACUCUCACACGCCAGCCAUUCAAAGGGUUUUCCAAUGUCUCUGGCCGAAACGUAACUUGUCCUCUCGAACGCCCGAUAAUCGUGCAUCCAUUUUUCAAUUUAGCGAUACUUAUCGAUGGACAUUCAAUAUUUUGAUCACCCCAUCUGGACGUAAGACAUUUAUAACGUUUUAAAAGUUCGUUUCUUCGUGGCAUUCGAACGUCCAUCGCAAUUACUUAAUUCCUCAACAUUGGACACUCGUGAAAAAUCGUCCGUGGCAAAAGCAGAAGGAAAAAAAGGCUAUCCAGAAAAGAUCUGUAGUUUCUUAUUUUUCAUACUCGAUCGUGAAAAUAUUAUUUUAAUAAGACCGUUGAUGAUCGAUCAUCGAGGCUCGUCCCUCGGUCAGGCUUUCCUUCGACGAUCGAUUAUGAACAAACGAGAGGAGUCAGUGAAUCGGCGUGAUCGGUUAGUACAACAAAAUUGUAUGUCGAGUAUCGUAGAAUCGAGCCCCGUUACGUCGACGAAUUUCAAAGACGCGAGAGCCUGUCGGGAAUCCCGUUGAUCGGGCGUAAAGGGAAUCACGACCGAGUUUUCGAAAGCGAUGUGUGUACAAGAGUAAAACACGAAAGCGUCGUCGAUACACUUAAGAACGGCGAAAAAGGAGGUGAAACGUACAAAAGAGAAACGGAGGAGACGAUUGUACGACCGAUUGCAGUGUUGCGUAGUCUAUUGGUAUGAAAAUGCAAUACAUCAUCGCGAAGAGAUCGUGUCGUCGCGACGUUGAAGAGAGUGACGUGAAGAAGAAGAAAAAUUUAGAGAAAGAAGAAAGAGGUGAAACGAAGCUUUGAAACCGAGUGAUCGAACAAGUGUUUGGCUGUGCAGUAGAAUAGGAAAGAGACAGAGAAAGUGAGUUAAAAGAGAGAAAGAAUGAGAGAAAGAGAGGGUGUGAGAGACAAAGAUUCAAGAUGUUAAUCGAAGCCAGCGAAAGUAUAUUUACCAUGUGUCUCCAGUUAUACGUGUAUCGUCCUGUGUAUUCACAAUUUUUAUUCUCGUAUUCGAAAAGUAAACGAAACAAAGAUAAAAUUCAACAAAAUUCAAACAAAUGGUCUACGCGUGUCGGGCUACACGUGCCUCCCGAACAGAUAGGAAAAUAACAGACACAGGUUCGUGUACGAAUACUGUAGCUGAUUAUACAUUAACAUUUUCGCUGCUUCGACAAGCUACAGUCUACCAUGUAUAUAUUUUCAUUAAUGUAUGUAUAAUAAAAAAAAAAAAAAGUAUAUUCGAGACAACGAUCGGCUCUCUGUUUAGUGUGCGUUCUUGUCAUUCUCACGUGGACUAAGUAUAUUACCUCUCGAUCAUUUCGUGUUCCAAAGAAUAUUUUUUGCUUCUGAAUGAAUAUAUUAAUCGUAACCACACGCAUUCCUUCUAGAAAUAAAUUUUAACCAUGAGAAAAUCUCAAUGUAUUGCGCAAAACAAGCACCCUCGUCGCGUUCACCCUCGUGUGGAAGCUGUGCUUUGUGUCAAUAAAUUUUUCAAUCAUUCAACUUUCAA
Messenger RNA from Osmia bicornis bicornis, 6862 nucleotides. Its product is annotated as F-box/LRR-repeat protein 20. Gene Ontology annotation, cellular component: SCF ubiquitin ligase complex. NCBI's taxonomy places the organism in Eukaryota, Metazoa, Arthropoda, Insecta, Hymenoptera, Megachilidae. The coding region runs from base 154 to 1707 and encodes 517 amino acids. Gene Ontology annotation, biological process: SCF-dependent proteasomal ubiquitin-dependent protein catabolic process. The record is from RefSeq and is a predicted model, not a curated record. Gene Ontology annotation, molecular function: protein binding. The transcript is spliced from 9 exons.